Molecule: messenger RNA, 1940 nt
Organism: Nematocida parisii ERTm1
Lineage: Eukaryota; Fungi; Microsporidia
Exons: 1
Coding region: 1-1878 (625 amino acids)
Source: RefSeq, a predicted model, not a curated record
AUGUUAUAUUCUAUACCACAGCAAAUUAAAGUAACAGAAUAUGCUAUGCUUAUAAUAGGAAUAAUCUGCAUAAAUAUUAGACUAGUACAGACGUCUAUGGAGCUGGUAAAUACAUCUACACUAGCUUCUGCACACGCCCCUCAAGACCAUAUACAUAAAGGGAUAAUUAGCACUAUACACGGCAUGGAUUCAACUGUAGGUGAAAGAGAAGAUUCUAUUAGAUAUGCAAAUAAUAUGUUAGAAGCAUCAAUACAAAAAUAUGGUAAAAAUACAGCAACUAAUAGUAGUACUGAACAACCAAAAAGAAAUUUGAAAAAAAUCCGGCAAACACGAAACGCCAAAUCUGAGCAUAGAUACAUUAUAUACAAGUUUAAUUCAAAUUUUAAAGCCAUUACAGGAAUGCAAUUAAAUGAUUAUUUGCAAUACCAUUGGCUAGAAACUAAUAAUUACUAUUCGAUUAGUAGCUAUCAAACUAUAGUAGAUUCAAAUUACUUUGAAGAAUUGGUACAAGACUUUGUUGUUGUGUAUUACAUGGGAAAUAACCCGAAUAUGCACACUGAAUCUGUUAAUAUAACCCGAAAUAAUGACAAAAUUAUAAAUGUACCUAUUCUUAGCGCAAGAGUGCGUGAUUACUAUCCAUUUGUAAAAGAAGACUUCAAAAACAUGAUCAAAACACACUUUAAAUUAAAAUUCGCAAGUCAAAAAAUAGAUUUGUUUCAAAAGUAUGAUAUAAGUGAAGAGCAAGUGGCUGCCAUGUUUUUAGAUAUGAAUAAACCCCCAGCAAUGUACAAAAAGCAAGACUUUGGGGAUAUUGCAAGAUUUAACAGCUCUAAAGACUUCAUAAAUAAAAUAGUUGACUACUCUACACCAAAAACAACUAAAGAAACGCUGAGUCGUCUUAAGAACAUAAUAGACACAUCCCAAGUAAAAUUAACUAUGUUUAUUGGAGGAAUGUUUAAUGAAAUAGAAAAAUUUGGUAUGGCUUUGCCUAAAUUCAAUGUAAACAAAGAAUAUCUAGAUAUUGUUUCUGCAGACAUGCCCCUUUUACUCGAUUUGAAAAAUAGCAGUGAAAUUACUACCAAAUUAACAAUAAGCCACCUUAAAAAUAUAUGGAAGUUUACAAAUAAGUGCUUUAUAUAUCAACUGUUUGGCGUCUUUAAAUUUAUUGAACAUCUUUCAAAUAUAGAAACACCGUAUGGUUUAAAAUAUUUAAAGGGUUAUUUGCAUAGCUAUAAAGAUGAGCAUAUAAAUGAGGGAAAAGAGUAUUUUAACAAAAUAUACACUAUAAUUGAAAAUGCAAAAAGUAGAGUUUCCAAUGUUGACGUAUCCAAUGAUAAUACAUAUGAGAUCAAUGAUGAAUUUGAAGAAAUAUGGUAUUUAGUAAAAAGCGCAAUGAAUUUACUAAAUUUUGCUACAAUGAGCUUUAAAGACAAGCUAGGGGACUUACGUGGGUACGCUGUGCUAACUAAUAAUAUAGGUCUAUCUAAUCCGUUGCAGAAUGCGAACAAUGACUUCUACAAUGCAGCAGAUAGCGAUAUAGAAAGCUAUGUAGAAUAUAUAUGGAAAAUAACCAAGUAUGCAGUUGAACAUAUAGGACUAACAGAUGAAGAAAGGGGAUUAGAUGAAAUGUCAUACUACAUGGCUUUGAUAAAAGAGCUGGCUCUCUCUUCUCCAAUGCAUCACAUGCCUUCUACCACUACAGAUUAUAUAUUACCUACCACCACAGAAAAGAUACCACUUCCUCCUACCACUACUAUAAAAAAAGCAACACUUACUCCUACUUACAUCAGCAAAGCAGGCCAAAUCACAUUUAACAUGCUUCUAGCUGUCUCUGCCGCGGGCGCCUAUGCCCUUCAAAAGAUCUUCUUUCUUAGAUAGUUAACUUUCUACACUGAGAAAUACCCUCUUUACCAGAAUAAAACUAUUAAUUAAAAACCUAU